This is a messenger RNA of Uranotaenia lowii, 1290 nucleotides long. RefSeq lists its product as uncharacterized. NCBI's taxonomy places the organism in Eukaryota, Metazoa, Arthropoda, Insecta, Diptera, Culicidae. The record is from RefSeq and is a predicted model, not a curated record. Bases 123 to 1253 code for a protein of 376 amino acids. The transcript is spliced from 3 exons.
CUGUUGCAUUCUCGCGCACAAUAGAUUUGUUUCAGGUAUCUAUUGUAUUUUUUUGCUACAGAAUAUUACUCUGCUUUGGCGGACGCUGGCUAAUUCAGGUAUCCGAAAAAAAAGCGUCCAAAAUGGAAUCAUCCACUCAAGCGUUUUCUCAAGUUCGCGAGUACAGCGCUCAAGAUUUGCACAGCACCGAGGUUGAUCCGCGAUGCCUGGAUGCUAGCUUUCCGUUGGCCUCUCUUUGGCCGGUCUAUCUCUCGUGCUUCUACGUGCCCGGUAGCUAUCGGGACAAUCAUGUCGGUCACGUGCAAGAGUAUUUCGCCUCGAAAGGGCUGCUAGCGACGCAUGUGUUCGGUCGCUCCAAAGAAGAAGACUCCUAUCGGGAACAUCAGGCUAAGACGGGCUAUUACGAUUUUUUGGUUUACUUUUUGCGGCGGCAGGACGCUCUCGAUGCCAUCGAUCGUUGCCAUCGAGAUGCGUACUACGGUGCGCCGCUGAAUGUUUAUUGUGGUCGCGAUCCGGUUUUGUUUGACAUCUGGAAGAGUGCAAAUUUCACCAUUGCCAACGGAUUCCCGAAAGCCGUCGAACGCAGCUUCGAAAACUAUUUUGAAGAAAACUUCCACGUCCGAGUUGCGUGUGCCUGCAGACAUUCUCCGGGCAAUCUGUUGGUUGAAUUCCAAUCACAGGAUGAUUUUUACACGGUUGUCGAAAACUGUUCGCUUUUUCCGGCUAGCGUAGUGGCUCCCAAACAAUCCAAACAACGGUUUUUGGAGCACGACGUCCUUGAGGAAAUUGUGGAACGAAUUCAAUUGGAUCCUGGUUUUUUGAAUAUGCGCCCAUCAGAUUACAUUAUGGACCAUCUUCUGAGAGGUCAAAUCCCGGUGAUCAAUCGAAAUUGGCGCUUAAAUACAGUGCCUGUGUUGGAUUUUUCUUGGAUGUCCCCGAAGCUUAAAAAAGCAAUCACACAACAGUGUAGACGAUCGGCAUCUUUUGGUUUCGAAAUCGAAUGCAAAUUUGGAAAAGAGGAAAGUCCCAACAACAAGAAUGAUAACAGACGUAAAAGUGAUGACCAUCCAGAGGAAGUAAUACAAUUGAACGAGGAAGAAUGUGUCACCGAAAUUUCAAAUAUGGAUUUCAAUGGAAACGAACAGCAAAAGAACGAUUCUAUGGAAAUGGUAACACCAUGUCGCAAAAUGAAGGAAAUUCAAUUAGGUGAGAACUUCCGCUUUAUGAGGAAGCUGUCGAUGCGAGAAUUUUAAUUUUUGCUUAUUUUUUACCAGUAACACAGAGCCAUAA